Miscanthus lutarioriparius is the source of this 366-nucleotide messenger RNA. NCBI's taxonomy places the organism in Eukaryota, Viridiplantae, Streptophyta, Magnoliopsida, Poales, Poaceae. The record is from the annotation of a GenBank genome assembly.
AUGGCUCGGAGGACGGAGCCCUCUUCGUCAAGCAGCAUGGCGUCGUGGGCUAUCGAGAAGGAAGACACCGGGAAGAAGACUGGGCUCCCGCUGAUUGUGUGUCCCACAUGCAAGAGAGAGAGGGUAAUCGAGCUCAUAGUGAGGACAACGGAGAACGACAACCAGGGACCAUGUUCUUCAAGUGUCCUAGAAAUGUGCCCGGGAUGCCUGAUGCUGGUGGAGUUGAAGUUUGUUGUCAUUGAUCUUGAAGCUGGCGUGGGUGCAGAAGAAGUAGAAGAAGCUCGGGGAUUUGGUGAAGAAGAAGCACAAUCAAAGUGUGCUGGGAAGAACAAGAUGGAUGUCCUGAUUUCUUUGCUUAAGAUGUAG